Condylura cristata (star-nosed mole) is the source of this 2551-nucleotide messenger RNA. RefSeq names its product phosphatidic acid phosphatase type 2 domain containing 1A (gene PLPP4). Bases 48 to 863 code for a protein of 271 amino acids. Gene Ontology annotation, molecular function: phosphatidate phosphatase activity. Lineage: Eukaryota; Metazoa; Chordata; Mammalia; Eulipotyphla; Talpidae. The transcript is spliced from 7 exons. Gene Ontology annotation, biological process: phospholipid metabolic process. The record is from RefSeq and is a predicted model, not a curated record.
GCGCCGCCGAGAGCACCAGCCGCCGCGGGAGCUGCUCCGGCCGCACCAUGCGCGAGCUGGCCAUCGAGAUCGGGGUCCGAGCCCUGCUCUUCGGGGUCUUCGUUUUUACAGAGUUUUUGGAUCCGUUCCAGAGAGUCAUCCAGCCGGAAGAGAUCUGGCUCUAUAAAAACCCUCUGGUGCAGUCAGACAACAUCCCCACCCGCCUCAUGUUUGCAAUUUCUUUCCUCACACCCUUGGCUGUUAUUUGUGUGGUGAAAAUUAUCCGGCGAACAGACAAGACUGAAAUUAAGGAAGCCUUCUUAGCGGUAUCCUUGGCUCUUGCUUUGAAUGGAGUCUGCACAAACACUAUUAAGUUAAUAGUGGGAAGACCUCGCCCCGAUUUCUUUUACCGCUGCUUUCCAGAUGGAGUGAUGAACUCAGAAAUGCACUGCACCGGUGACCCGGAUCUGGUGUCCGAGGGCCGCAAAAGCUUCCCCAGCAUCCAUUCCUCCUUUGCCUUUUCAGGCCUUGGCUUCACAACGUUCUACUUGGCUGGCAAGCUGCACUGCUUCACGGAGAGCGGGCGGGGCAAGAGCUGGAGGCUCUGUGCCGCCAUCUUGCCCCUGUACUGCGCCAUGAUGAUCGCCCUGUCCCGCAUGUGUGACUACAAGCAUCACUGGCAAGAUUCUUUUGUGGGUGGAGUCAUCGGCCUCAUCUUCGCCUACGUUUGCUACCGACAGCACUACCCUCCUCUGGCCAACACAGCCUGUCACAAACCCUACGUGAGCCUCCGGGGCUCGACCGCCAUGAAGAAAGAGGAGCCGCCCAUGGCUGACAGUGCGCCCAGCCUGCCUCUGGAGGGCGUCACCGAGGGCCCCGUAUGACUCCGUGUAGGGAGGACGGCCGUCAGUCGCAGGUGCUUCCGACCUGCCACCUCAGCAGCCAAGAUUGGCUUCUCUGGCGAGUUUCUCAUCAGUCGUUUCUCAAAGUUAUCCCGCUCCCAUUCUGCUGAUGAUGUUCCUGAUACCUUAAGUGUCUGCAUCUGACUGUCUUGACUUUGCAAAAGGAAGGACCCAGGAACCAUCCCCGCGCGAGGGGCGUGUGGAAGGGAAGGAGGCUGCCAGGGCGGGGUGGGUGCAGGGCAGUCGGCUCCCGUCUCUGAAAUGUUUGCCCUCAUGGCCACCUCCCUGUGUCUUCAUGGUUGUAAAGCAUAAUAAAACCUCCCGCCUGGAAGACCUGGUGUGGCCAUCGGUACAGCAAAGUCAUGUGGAGAGGACGCGGUGGGUCUUCCAGCCGUGGCCAGUGGGGUGGCCGGUGGUCUCAGUGCAGAGCCUGGAAAUGGAAUGGGAGGCCUCUCUCGGCCUGGGCCCUGGGGUUGCGGCUCAUCUGCCGCCUGGCACUUCCAGGGCUUGCCCAAUCACUGCAGUUAGGAGGAAGUCAGUGCAGACGUCAGUCCACUGGAAAGAAAGACCCGUGAGUGCCAGGGUGCGGAGGUCGCCGCCACUGUCCGAGGGUAUGGCUUGUGUGGCCUUGCCAGGGAAGGCUGGUGGCCCUGGAGCUCAGCAGCAUUUCAAGGCACUUUGUCUCCUGGGGGAUCCGAGUCUUGCUAGGUCGGUUUUGAAUGGGCAGCACGGUCCCAUUUCUGCUAGCAGGCGGCAUUUCAGAGUGGGGGGCUCUGGUAAAAGGUGCAAGAACAGUAUCAGCAAUGUGCUGUCCUGCUCUCUCCUGCUCUCUGCUCCUGGCGUUGUUUUACAUGUGCCCCGUUCAGGGGCUUUGUGCAGUCUGAGCACAGAGCUGCUGCUUGGCCAGCUCGUUCUUUGCAAAUGCAAAGACUGUGUGGGUCUUCCUGUUCCCAGGUCUGUGGGGAGGAGAGGCGUCUCUGAUGCCUUGCGCUGUCACUUUCAGGCAGCUCAGGUAACGGGGCAUUGGGGAAGAUGCAAGCCGCUGCGACGCUGGGCUGAGCAGCUCCAGGCCGGGAGUGCCACCCCCUCUCGACGGCAUCAGGCUGGGUGUGCGUGUCCCACCAGGUAAAGCCUUGUCGAAGGACCCGCAGCAACUCUCCAAUGUGGCCUGAAAUGAGCUAAGUUUGGGGAGUGACGGGCAGGGCGUUUACUUACAGCUUGGCGGUGGUCUCUGCUUUUCUCUCGGCCUCUCUGUCCCGAGUGUCUUUUCUGGGUCUCUGCAUUGCUUUGUGUCCAGGACUUCUAUGCUCUUUCCUCCCUCCUUGCCAUGUCUGCCGCUGGUGUGUCUCUGGACCCAGCGCCCUGAGCUGGGGGUGCUGAGUAUGUUAGGCUGAGUAGAUUAGCUUCUUCUGUACCAAACACCAGGCUCUUUUGUGGAACAAAAAGCCUUGCGGAGGGGGGAAGAUCCCUUUCAAGCCAUCCCAUGAUCCCAGGACUGGAGGGUGGAGCCUCCCAAACCUUGUCACUGCCGUCAGAAAGACCUUAGAAAUCUUUACGAUUGUCUUCAUGCUCUUAUUUUUUUCCUGACAGCUAAAAGAUAGAUAAAUAGUGCCGAACGCUCAUUGGCUGGUUUGGGAAGAGAAGGAUAAUUUGUUGGGAUAUUAUUUUGU